AUGAGUGCCAGCGAAGAAUGCAAGGAAAAUUUAAAUAAUGCUGACAAUGUAAGUAAACCACAGGUUGCCGCAGUCCCUUCAAAUUGUAAAGAAUCAGCUCCUGCUCCCAGUGAAGGGAAAAAAACUUCAUGGGUUUUGAAUGAUUUUGAUGUUGGCCGUCCAUUGGGUAAGGGUAAAUUCGGAUCAGUGUUCAUCGCACGGGAGAAAAGCACUAAAUUCGUUUGCGCCUUAAAAGUGUUAUUCAAAAAGCAGUUGAAGAAGUUCGGAGUAGAACACCAAGUUAAGCGGGAAAUUGAAAUUCAAUAUCACUUGAGACAUCCCAAUAUUCUUGCAUUGCAUGGCUAUUUCCAUGAUUAUGAACGUGUUUACAUUAUUUUACAAUAUGCUGAGAAGGGUGAACUCUAUGGGUACAUGAAGAAGCAGAAGAAAUUCUCACCUAUGGAAGCUGCUCAUUUCAUUGCUCAAUUAGUCCAUGCCUUAGCUUAUUGCCAUUCCAAGACUGUUAUCCACAGAGAUAUCAAGCCUGAGAACCUCUUGAUCGAUGACCAUUAUAAUCUUUUGCUAUCUGAUUUUGGAUGGGCUGUUAUCUCUAACAAUUCCAAGAGAGAUACUUUAUGUGGUACAUUAGACUAUUUGGCGCCAGAGAUGACUUCUGGAAAGCCUCAUGAUCAUAACGUUGACAUCUGGGCCGUUGGUGUUCUCCUGUACGAGAUGUUGUGCGGACGAACUCCAUUCGAACGUAAACAACAAGAUGAAACUAUUCAAAUGAUUAAGAAAUGCAGAUUUUUGAUUCCUUCUGAAUUCCCUCCUACUGCAGCUGAUCUCAUUCGCAAAAUUUUGGUUCUUGAACCAUCGGAACGUUUACCUUUAAAAGAUAUCUGUACUCAUCCUUUCAUUGUCGAAGAAACUGGCUUUACUGACAUGACUAAUUUACGAGCCAAACUACCACCUUCUAAAUUUAUCUUACAAAUGAAAGCUGAUGGCCAAAACAAGCCAGCCACAAUGAAGCCCUCCACGUUAGAUAAUGUGCCUCCUAAGCAAGUAGUUCCAUCUGUGGACUCUGCCUCUAUUUUGAACGCUAGAGAGAUUGAUCCUAAUCAAUUACCAGGAUACCGAGCUCCAAGUACAUCUGCUGUGACUAAGGCUAUGGCAGCUGCAUCCGUUUCAGAUAAAGAAGAUACAGAUUGCUAA
This is a messenger RNA of Auanema sp. JU1783, 1191 nucleotides long. Lineage: Eukaryota; Metazoa; Nematoda; Chromadorea; Rhabditida; Rhabditidae. The record is from the annotation of a GenBank genome assembly.